GUGUGAAUGACAUGUUUGUGACAUUGAAUCCGGAUCGUGACAGGCCUGCGCCAUGGAUUCCAGACGAUACCGCAUAGGAGUGGUGUCUAAAGAUCGAGACAUGUAUAUACGAGGCCGGACGUGAAAUCAGAGUGGAAUUGCUGGACGAUAGAUACGAGUUUGUCGGCGGGUCAUCACCAGUGCUUUGAGUUCAUUUUAGCUCUACAAAUUUAUAGAGGUUAUCUGUAGAGGAGCUCGUGCACUGAUGGUGGACUGCUGGCCAACCCAUUUUGGGAAUUUCCAUUCCUUUAGGCAACCGUAUCCCGCAGAAAAACGAAGCCUUUAAAAGCUGCCCAGUUGAUUAAGAUGCCCAUCAGUCAUUUCGCAGUCACCAUGAAGUUGUUUCUAAUUUUGUGUUGGGUGGCUUUAGCAACCUGCACCUACCCACCACCCAAGUCGUGGGGAAGGCAACCUGCUCCUGCUCCUGCUCCUGCUCCUUGCGCCAGACAGAGUAUCGAACUUGUGCGCAAGAAUGCCGAUAAUUUGCUCUACCUGGAAUACAUGAGGAAACAGGCCCAGGGCGACGACGAUUUCCUUUCGUGGACGGGCACCGACGAGUACCAGCAACGUCUCAACGAAUUGCAAUACGGAAACUGCGAAACGGAAUCGUCCGUCAUUUGUCCCAGUGCUCCGUCUUGCGAAUAUAACUGCGGCAGCAGCUGCGAAACUUACGGACCGAAAAUCGCCAUGUUCCAGGCUGAAUUGAAACGCCAAAGGUUGAUGAUUCAACGUCUUUAUGCGCAGAUCCUCGUCAUUUCGCAAACCAAAAGCUCGUCGUGUGACUAUGAUACCUGCCUUCCCGCUCCUUCCUGUGAGACGAGAUGUCCUUCUCCCGCUCCUUGUGAAGUGGAAUGCCCUGCUCCCGCUCCGAGAUGCGAAAGCUCCUGCGAUAGUUACCCAGGACCUCGAGGACCACCUGGUCCACCUGGCCCUCCAGGACCCCCAGCAUGCGAGACCGCAGGUGAAAUGGGACCAAUGGGCCCACCUGGUCCUCCCGGAAACAACGGUCGUCCAGGCAAGGAUGGUGCUCCUGGCACUUGUUCCUGCCAAGACGGUGAACCAGGAAAUCCAGGAACUCCUGGCAAACCUGGUACCGACGGCAAACGCGGUACUCCUGGUGAACCAGGUAUUCCAGGCAUUCCAGGUAGUCCAGGUACUUCAACUACUUGUCAAACUCCCUCGUGUCCACCAGCACCAAUACCAUUACCAGCACCUGCACCGGUUCCAGUAAGCUGCUGCGGAGGAACAUCCACUUGCAACCAGCCGUGUCCAUACCCUUGCCAAUCGCCGCCGUGCUUCUAUCCGCCAGUUCAAUCCCCCAACUGUUGUGGCGGAUCUAUGGGUUCCGUUUGCGGAAAUCCUUGCCCACCACAAAUCUCGUGCAACACUAGUCCUUGCUUCUACGGAACUCCCAUGAUGCCAUCAAUGCCCGCUCCUUGCGGAUCUGCCACCGGAUGCAACACGGGCUACUCCCACAUCAAAGGCUAUACUCAUAACAUGUAUGGUUAAGAACAGGGAUCGACUGAAUAUGAUGGUCUUUUUUAUUAUUUCGGUUUUUUCUUCAAGGGGAAAACAUAUUGACUGAAAGUGUUCAUGGGUUUAGCACUAUAACCGUUUUCAAUUACUUUACAGAUUAACCAGCAAAUAUAAUAAUCUAAUUCUUUAGUUUCAUCUUCUUCCUUCUUUGUUGUAGACGUAUUUAGACACCUCUUGAAAUAAUAUCACGUAACGAUUUCUGUUUAAUUCUCGUUCCACUGCCAUUAUUCUCACAAAAACAAACACUAAAAUGAUCCCAUCCAUUCCGACAUUGUAGAAAUUUUUCCCCUAAUACAGAAACACCAAACACAAA
This is a messenger RNA of Daphnia pulex (common water flea), 1888 nucleotides long. RefSeq names its product collagen alpha-5(IV) chain-like. The record is from RefSeq and is a predicted model, not a curated record. Lineage: Eukaryota; Metazoa; Arthropoda; Branchiopoda; Diplostraca; Daphniidae. The transcript is spliced from 6 exons. The coding region runs from base 346 to 1548 and encodes 400 amino acids.